Messenger RNA from Mycotypha africana, 1510 nucleotides. RefSeq names its product transcription initiation factor TFIID subunit A-domain-containing protein. The transcript is spliced from 4 exons. The record is from RefSeq and is a predicted model, not a curated record. Lineage: Eukaryota; Fungi; Mucoromycota; Mucoromycetes; Mucorales; Mycotyphaceae. Bases 96 to 1436 code for a protein of 446 amino acids. Gene Ontology annotation, cellular component: transcription factor TFIID complex; SAGA complex; SLIK (SAGA-like) complex. Gene Ontology annotation, biological process: DNA-templated transcription initiation; RNA polymerase II preinitiation complex assembly. Gene Ontology annotation, molecular function: DNA binding; protein heterodimerization activity; TBP-class protein binding.
AUUUUUUAUUUUUUGUGUGUGAUUUCAAAAAAAAUUCAGAAACCCUUUUUUCAUUUUUUCUUUCUUAAAGCAGCGCAUUCAUAUUAACACUGAAAAUGUCCAACACACCACAACAACCGCAUUUAGGGCAAUUGCCACAAAUGUUUGCGCAAUAUUCACAAAGUAUUGAACUUUUGAAUAAUAACCUCACUGUCAUUAGAAGAAAUCUGGAACGCACCGACAUUUCCGACAAAGAAAGAGAACAAUUACAAAAACAAGAACAAGAUUUUCAAACGAAAUUAACCACGUUACAAACACUUUUGAAUAACUUGACGCCUCAACUUGUUGCGCAAAACUUACAACAACGUGUUUUAAUGAGUCAGCAACAACAACAGCAACAGUCUAUGGGAUCACCUGCUCCUCAUGCUGACACUAUGGGUAUACCCUCUAAUCCAGGUUCACCUGCUUCUUUUAAUCCACAACAACAACAACAGCAACCACCUUUGCCAUUCAAUGCCGGUCAAUUAGCAGCUCAAGCGCUUGCAGCACAGCAACAACAACUUCGUAAUGUACAACAGCAGCAAACUCAACAACAACAACAACAAGUAUUGAAUAAACUGGGUUUAGCAGCGAAUACAGCCAUGAAUCAGAAUACAGUGACUCCUACGUCCACCGUCAAUACAGCAAGUAAUACAGCCUCUCCACAAACGGCCAAUUUUGCUUCUCCCAUGAUGCAACCCUCACCCAAUAACAGCACAAUGCAGAUGAAAGCCACGAAUACAGGUGUACCCAAUACGACACCUUCUACUGCUGCUACUACGAAUACCACGAAUGCUGGCAAGAAUAAUAAUAAUGCAACCAUGUUUACUUUUUCAUCUUCCACCUCCUCUUCCCAUCCAUCGCAACAACAACAACAACAACAACAACAGCUACAACAAACAACAGCACCUUUGAGUGGGCCUACAGUAACCACCACGCCGGGUGGAUCUACAGCUGUAGCACCACCCUCUUCCAACAACAACAAUAAUAACACGCUUGCUCCUACUCCUUUAAAGCCUGCAUCAGCACCUUCGUUGGAUAGUGACGGUGUCCAUCGUGUGUUGACAAAGAGAAAAAUUCAAGAGUUAGUAUCUCAAAUAGAUCCAGCAGAAAGACUCGAACCUGAAGUUGAAGAUAUUCUGUUAGAAAUCGCAGAUGAGUUUAUUGAAUCUGUCACUACAUUUGCUUGUCAACUCGCAAAACAUCGUAAAUCCAAUACAUUAGAAGUAAAAGAUGUUCAAUUACAUUUAGAACGUAAUUGGAAUAUUCGUAUACCUGGGUUUGCAGCAGAUGAUAUUCGACCUUUAAGAAAGACAAAUACUUCCUCUAGUCAUCAAGCAAAAGUACAAGCAGUGAAUACUGCUAAAAGUCAACCAAGCAAGAAAGAUCAGCAUCAUCACACGAGUAGUAAUAUGUAAAAAAAAAAAGACUAUAAUAUUUAUAUUCUACAAAAGAAAAAAAUAAAAUAAAAAGAACUCGCAAAAAAAUGCUU